Xenopus laevis (African clawed frog) is the source of this 5896-nucleotide messenger RNA. RefSeq names its product glucan (1,4-alpha-), branching enzyme 1 L homeolog (gene gbe1.L). Gene Ontology annotation, molecular function: 1,4-alpha-glucan branching enzyme activity; hydrolase activity, hydrolyzing O-glycosyl compounds; cation binding. The record is from RefSeq and is marked provisional. Gene Ontology annotation, cellular component: cytoplasm; cytosol. Gene Ontology annotation, biological process: carbohydrate metabolic process; glycogen biosynthetic process. Lineage: Eukaryota; Metazoa; Chordata; Amphibia; Anura; Pipidae.
GUGAUAGAAAGCCUAGAAGCAGCCGCGAGUGGUUUGGGUUGCUGAGAAAGAUGGCUACUGAAGGAAAGGAGGUGCAGGUGGAAGUGCCGGAGCUGGACGUGCUGUUGGAGCAGGACCCGUACCUCAAGCUGUACGAGAAAGACUUCCGCAGAAGGUAUGGUUUAUAUACCCAACUCUUGAAAAGCAUUGAAGGAAAUGAAGGAGGUUUGGAAAAGUUUUCCAGAAGUUACCAAUCGUUUGGCAUUCACGUACUUGCAAAUGGUGGGAUUUGUUGUAAAGAAUGGGCUCCUGGAGCUGAAGCGGUGUUCCUUACUGGAGAUUUUAAUGGUUGGAACCCUUUUUCACAUCCAUAUAAAAAAAUGGAUUACGGGAAAUGGGAACUACAUAUUCCACCCCGGGAAGAUAAAUCUGUGAUCAUUCCUCAUGGAUCAAAGCUGAAGGUUGUGAUCACUAGUAAAACUGGAGAAACUCUGUACCGCAUAUCUCCUUGGGCAAAAUAUGUGGUUCGGGAAGAUAAGAAAGCUGUGUAUGACUGGGUACAUUGGGAACCUCUACAGCCUUACAAACGCAAAUAUGCUACCCCCAAAAAGCUAAAGAGUGUGCGCAUAUAUGAAUCUCAUGUUGGAAUUGCAUCACCAGAAGGAAGAAUUGCUUCAUAUAAAAACUUUACCUAUAAUGUUCUGCCAAAAAUAAAAGAUCUUGGUUAUAACUGCAUACAAAUGAUGGCUGUUAUGGAGCAUGCAUAUUAUGCAAGUUUUGGUUAUCAAGUCACCAGCUUCUUUGCAGCUUCAAGUCGCUAUGGUACUCCAGAUGAGUUGAAAGAACUGAUUGAUGUCGCUCACUCAAUGGGAAUCCAAGUCCUUCUUGAUGUUGUACACAGUCAUGCAUCAAAAAAUAGUGAAGACGGUCUCAACAAAUUUGAUGGCACAGAGUCCUGCUUUUUUCAUGAUGGGGCUCGAGGAAACCAUGAUCUUUGGGAUAGCAGACUUUUUGACUACUCAAACUGGGAAGUUUUAAGGUUUCUUCUAUCAAAUUUGCGGUGGUGGAUGGAGGAGUAUGGAUUUGACGGGUUCCGAUUUGAUGGUGUUACAUCCAUGUUAUAUCACCACCAUGGUAUAGGUUGUGGUUUUACUGGAGAUUAUAAUGAAUAUUUUGGACUUCAGGUGGAUGAAGAAUCUCUGGUGUACCUUAUGUUGGCAAAUCACAUGUUGCAUACACUUUAUCCAGAUUGCAUUACAGUAGCUGAGGAUGUGUCAGGAAUGCCAGCACUUUGCUGCCCUAUAUCUCAAGGUGGUGCUGGAUUUGAUUACCGACUUGCAAUGGCUGUGCCGGACAAAUGGAUUCAGAUCUUAAAAGAGCUGAAGGAUGAAGACUGGAACAUGGGUAAUAUAGUGCACACAUUAAUCAAUAGACGAUAUAAUGAGAAAUGUAUCGCCUAUGCAGAAAGCCAUGAUCAGGCACUUGUUGGAGAUAAGACAUUAGCAUUUUGGUUAAUGGAUGCAGAGAUGUACACAAACAUGAGUGUAUUGUCACCCUUGACUCCAGUGAUUGAUCGGGGAAUUCAGCUCCAUAAAAUGCUGCGUCUGAUCACUCAUGGUCUUGGCGGUGAAGGCUAUCUAAAUUUCAUAGGUAAUGAGUUUGGGCAUCCAGAAUGGUUAGAUUUCCCAAGGAAAGGAAAUGGAGAAAGCUACCAUUAUGCCAGGAGGCAAUUUCAUUUAAUUGAUGAUCAACUGCUUCGCUAUAGAUUUCUUUAUGCUUUUGACAGAGAUAUGAAUAAUCUAGAAGAGAAGUUUGGAUGGCUUGCUGCACCACAGGCUUAUAUCAGUGCAAAGCAUGAAGGUGAUAAGAUCAUUGUAUUUGAAAGGGCAAAUCUUCUUUUCAUCUUUAAUUUCCAUCCAUACAAAAGCUUUACUGGAUACAGAGUUGCUGUGAACACACCUGGGAAGUAUAUGAUCGCUCUCGAUACCGAUGCUUCUGAAUAUGGCGGGCAUCAAAGGAUAAACCAUUCAACUGAGUUUUUCACAGAGGAUGCACCUUAUAACAAUCGUUCACAUUCGCUUUUGGUCUACAUUCCAUGCAGGGUUGCUCUUGUUCUUCGCAAUGUUAAUUACUCCUAAGAAGUGAAGCUGCUACUUUAUAGCGAAAAGAAGCGAUAGUGUUCUUAGAAGCAAUAUGUUGUCUUACGAUGUCUUGAAGGUUAUUCACAGUCCUCUAAUCUAUAAAACAAGAACUUGAAUACGCCAUCAUCCCACUUACUAAAUGCAAUUACAAAGAAACAAAUGGCCCAGAAAAAUGAAAACAUAUGUUUGCUUGUUGUAAGCCUUUUUACUAAAAUUGAAAAGUAUUUUCAAUUAUGUCUUUUGUGCUUCUCUCAAAGAAAAUUAACAAAAGUGCCGUGUAACUGUGAGAGUACAUAGACAAUACAUGUAAAGGAAUGUAAUGGCUUGUUGCACCGUUUAACUGGAGUGUUCGUGUGUUGUGUACUGUUUGCAAUUCGCAAAUGUACUAUUAGAAAAGCUUUUUUUUUUUUUUUUUUCAUGAUGGAAUCUUACAUGUCUUAAACCCCCUAUAAAAAUAUUUAUACUGGAGGCACUCCGGCUUAAAAUAUGAAUUAAGCAUUAUUAUAUGCAUAUUGUCCAGGUCCUCUCCCCCCCCCCACAAAAUGCUAUAUUUGUGGGGGAGGGGUGAUAAGUGUACACGCUUUCUGAAUCUAAAAACCAAAUCCAUUCUAGAAAGUGAUUUUUGGACAGUGUCUGUCAUUUUCCAACUAUAUGUGCCAUUUUGAUUUGUUCCGGUUGCCCCAAAUGGAAACAUAAACUGCACAGUGGGAUAAUGGAGAUUAGCACGGCUAGUAGGGGAUCCUGUUACAAUAAAUGUAGUUAAAAGUGUGCUUCAAAAGCGGAUUCGGCUCCUUGCAGGUGCAAGCCGCACCCCCUGCGAGGGCAAAGUAUACAUGUAGCAAAUAAAGCAGCAGCACUCCGGUAUCUUUGAAAAAUUUGCAAAACUUUACUCAAAUGCCAUAGGCAACGUUUCGGGCUACGCAGGCCCUUUGUCAAGCCAUUCAUGGCUUGACAAAGGGCCUGCGUAGCCCGGAUCCUGUUACAAUGGCGCAUCCCAUAGUGUAACAUAUAUAUUUCAUCUUAAAAGAAAAUUGUCAGCUCUUUGGCAGAUUUAUCAAAAUGUAUACCGUAUAUACUCUAGUAUAAGCUAAGUUUUUCAGCCUCCAAAAUAUGCUGAAAAACUCUACCUCGGCAUAUACUCGGGUCAAGCGCAAAAACGGUCGCCGGCGUCCAAGAAUAGUCUCCAAGAAUAGUCGUCGGCGUCCAAGAACGAGACGCCGGCACCUCCAAUGGGAGCAGAAACCCUCAAUUUUUUGAUUGAAACUUACCAGAAGCUGCUGCAUUUCUCACCCUAGGCUUAUACUCGGCUUAUACUCGAGUCAAUAAGCUUUCUCAGUUAUUGGAGGUAAAAUUAGGUACCUCGGCUUAUACUCGGGAUGGCUUAUACUCGAGUAUAUACGGUAAUUAGUGCUCACCACAGAAAAACUCAACCACAUUCUAUUCAUUUCUAUAGGGUUCUUAUAGAAAAUGUCUUUAAGAAUGAAUAGAAACGGGGGGAACUUUUCCAUUGUGAGCUCCAAUGUCUGCCCCUAUGUAUUCCCAAUUAGCUGAUGCAGUUAAUUCAUACAGUUCAUACUGGGACCAUAGAAACCAGCGCACUCUUAAAUAAGUCCUAAUUGGCUUUGGAUCAUGUGUGUUUUAUGUCCCACUUCAAAUUCAUUAUCCUUUAUGUAUUUUGUAAUCCUGGUUAGUAAACUAUCAUACACUAAGGGGCAGAUUUAUCAAAAUGUGAUAGUUUGCCACAGAAAAAUUCACCCACUUUUUAUUCAUUCUUAUGAGAUUUUCAGAAGUGUAUUUAUCAACUGGAGAAAGUUAAGACUUCACCAUUUGAUUUGUUUCUAAAAAUCCCAUGGUAAUGAAUAGAAAGUGGGUGAAUUUUUCUGUGGCAAACUCUACACAUGUAGGGGCACAUUUACUUGAGUAAAGGAGAUAAAGAAUAGAAGAAAAAUUACUUUGAAUUUCAAAUGUUUUUUUGGCUACGUCGACCAUCGACUUCGACAUUGAACGAUUCAAACUAAAAAUCAGUCGACUGUUCGACCAUUCGAUAGUCUUAAGUACUGUCUCUUUAAAAAAAACUUCGACCCCCUACUUCGCCAGCUAAAACCUACCGAGGUACAAUGUUAGCCUAUGGGGAAGGUCCCCAUAGCAGUUAACUGAUCGAAGGAAUUUCGUUUGAUCGAUGGAUUAAAAUCCUUUGAUUCGUUCGUUUCGAAGGAUUUAAUCUUUUGAUCAAACUAUUUUUCCUUCGAUCGAUCAAAGUAUUUGCGGUAAAUCCUUCGACUUCAAUAUUUGAAGUCGAAGGAUUUUACUUUGACGGUCGAAUAUCGAGGGUUAAUUAACCCUCGAUAUUCGACCAUUAGUAAAUGUGCCCCUAAGUCUGCCCCUUUGUGUAUGAUUUACUGACCAGGACUGCAAAAUACAGGAAACUACAGUUUCAAUUAGUAUAUUUCUUAAAAGUUUAAGAAUUAAGUAAAAACAAAAAAAAUUCCCGCAAUUAUUUUUCUUUCAAUAUUUAUCAAAAUAUGAUGAAAAACCGAAUAGAAAGAUUGUUGUAUAACUGCUUUCUUCUCAUUUACUUCUAUGGCCACUCAACAGCUUUCAGGUGACAUUUAAUUUUUUUUUUGUUUUAACUUUGAUAUUUGAAGAAAAAAACUCAAUCCCUGUUUUUUUUUGUUUUUUUUAUAAGACUUCUGCAUUUUUAUUUGUUUUAUUUAAAUUUUAAAUUCAUUUUCAGUUAGUAUAAUCUAUAAUCGUAUUGAUCUGUUGGGUUUUCAAAAAUGUUCCAUUUAAUAGGUUAAUCAUACUUGGCUGACAAGAAGAAAAAACAAAAGUUCAGCCCUAUAUUUCACUCUUACUUUAACAGACUGUCGAACAAAACAAUCUGCGGUGCUUUAGACUAUUUCCUUUUACUAUUUUAAUUCACUGAAAUCCGCACUGGGCCACACUAAAGUCUCUGGGGCGACAGUUUGUGUUCUUUGAAUUGGAGCUGUUCAGUCAUUAUUCCAAAGCAAAAGUUAUUAUAUUGGCUUAUUGUGCAUGUACUGCAAAAGUCUAUUUUAGGUUUUGACACUCUGUAAUGUUACUAAACAAUGUUAUUUUUAAUAAUUCAUAAUUUCAAGAUUCUCUUAUUUAUCCUUUUGAAUUACGUAUUGAUUUGAGAUUUGGUGUAAUACUGACCAGAAUACACGAGUGUUCCAUCCCAUGUUGUUGCAACUGUGUGUGUGUGUACUGUAUGUAUAUACGGGUGGAGGAAAAGUAAUUAACAGUUUUUGUGUUUUUUUUUGGUGGAUAAAAACAGGUGCAAUUAUUUUUUACCAUUUGGUUUCUGGCUUUACAGCUGAUAUCACAAUGGCCAGCUUUUCAACUGUUUACUACUGAAACUCCUAAACACACCUAUAUAAAAGGAUGAAUCCUUUAGUUGGAGUGUCUCACUGUUUCUUCAGAGGUUUCAGAAUCACUUUUACUUCAUGGAAACAUAUUAAAGUCCAUGGCUAUUGGGAAUUCAUCCAGUGUAACAUUACCUUUGUAGUGUUGCUGUGAAACCCCAGUGCUUAGAUACUUUUUUUGUUUUUUAUCAUCAAUUCUUAAUAUCUAUGUAUAAGAAAUAAUAUUGUUUAACAAUUACCACAUUAACACUAAUAUCCAACACACAUUUCUUUCCUGCUGAGAACAUCUACAACAAGCAUAAAUUCCAAACAUGCAUUUCUCCCUCUAUGUCUCUAACUGAAUAACCAUGAAACAUGUUUCCAUAUGUAAGUCAAUGGCAAAAAAAAAAA